UGUUCAUGUACUGCUGGUACGGGAACGAGCUGCUCGAGCAGAGCGACGCGCUGCGGCUGUCAGCCUACAGCUGCGCCUGGCCGGGGGCUGGCGGCCGCUUCCAGCGCUCCCUGUGCAUCGUGAUGGCGCGCGUCCAGAGGCCCCUCUGCCUCACCGCCGCCAAGCUCUACAAGAUCUCCCGACAGACCUUCCUCGUGCUGCUGAAGGGCUCCUACACGUACUUCGCUCUCCUGCACCAGAUGAACGACCGCCAGCAUAUAUCUUAGCCCCACC
Schistocerca nitens (vagrant locust) is the source of this 273-nucleotide messenger RNA. Its product is annotated as odorant receptor Or2-like. Bases 6 to 266 code for a protein of 86 amino acids. Lineage: Eukaryota; Metazoa; Arthropoda; Insecta; Orthoptera; Acrididae. The record is from RefSeq and is a predicted model, not a curated record. Gene Ontology annotation, biological process: sensory perception of smell; detection of chemical stimulus involved in sensory perception of smell. Gene Ontology annotation, molecular function: odorant binding; olfactory receptor activity. The transcript has 3 exons. Gene Ontology annotation, cellular component: plasma membrane.